Messenger RNA from Polypterus senegalus (gray bichir), 3726 nucleotides. Its product is annotated as ribosomal protein S6 kinase beta-2-like. Gene Ontology annotation, biological process: signal transduction; protein phosphorylation. The record is from RefSeq and is a predicted model, not a curated record. The coding region runs from base 454 to 1842 and encodes 462 amino acids. Lineage: Eukaryota; Metazoa; Chordata; Cladistia; Polypteriformes; Polypteridae. The transcript has 15 exons. Gene Ontology annotation, molecular function: ATP binding; protein serine/threonine kinase activity.
GGAACACAUGCGAUUGGCAGUCUAUGCUCCAGCAAAGUGGUCCGUGAACGAUUAACUCUAGAAGCGACGGUUCAGGAAUUUGGAUACCCCCCACCCAAUACCACUACCGCCACCUCUUCCUCCUCCUAUGUAUAUAUACCACAAAUCCCUGAUGUAGCUGAGGUAAUUUGCCUCGGGCUUGGGAGUAUAAAUCAGCCCUAGAAAUCAGCCUUCUUAAGUGUGCUGCAGCCUCGCCAGUCGCCCGAUGGGUCAGAGUUAAAUCGCGGUGUGGACUUCGACUCUGCGGACGGGACGGACCGGCAGCUCACACGUCAGUCAGCGCGGCGCGGCUCGGCGCAGUGCAGUGUAGCCCCGAGUGAAGUGGCCAGGCUCCUGGCGGGCAGACUGGCCCCACGUUUGUCGGGUACUGGGAUUACCUAGAAGCCCUCGAACGGGCUGUUCUGGCAAGCGGUAAUGGCCGGAGUGUUUGACAUCGACUUGGAGACGGAAGAGCUGAGCGACACAGACGAGGCGGACCUGAAUGGGGAUGAAGUCUGUGACUUCACAGGGCUGGAUUCCAAUUUAGAUGGACCAUGUGAGGAGAUCGAGAUAUCAUCGGAUAAUGUGAACCAGGGUCCAGAGCGGGUGGGCGCCGAGUGCUUCGAGCUCCUGCGUGUAUUGGGCAAGGGUGGCUAUGGGAAGGUAUUCCAGGUAAGGAAGGUGCAGGGGAUGCACUCUGGCAAGAUCUUCGCCAUGAAAGUCCUCCGAAAGGCCAAGAUUGUCUGCAAUGCAAAGGACACUGCCCACACCAAGGCAGAACGCAACAUCUUGGAAGCUGUGAAGCACCCAUUCAUCGUAGACCUAAUGUAUGCCUUCCAGACCGGUGGGAAGCUGUAUCUUAUUCUGGAGUGCCUUAGUGGAGGAGAACUGUUCAUGCAGCUGGAAAGAGAAGGAAUCUUCAUGGAAGACAUGGCCAGUUUCUACCUUGGAGAAAUCACUCUGGCCUUGGGACAUUUGCAUUCAAAUGGGAUCAUCUAUCGGGACCUGAAGCCUGAGAAUAUUAUGCUGAACCAGUAUGGUCACAUUAAGCUAACAGACUUCGGACUUUGUAAGGAGUCGAUUCAUGACGGCGCAGUCACUCAUACGUUCUGCGGGACCAUUGAGUACAUGGCUCCAGAGAUCUUGACGCGGAGUGGUCACAAUCGUGCUGUUGACUGGUGGAGCCUAGGGGCCCUCAUGUAUGACAUGUUGACCGGCUCGCCCCCAUUUACAGCAGAGAACAGGAAGAAGACCAUCGACAAGAUCCUCAAGUGUAAGCUGAUUCUGCCUCCAUAUCUGACUCAGGAUGCCAGGGACCUGUUGAAAAAGCUGCUUAAAAAAAGCCCAUCCCAGAGACUCGGCUCAGGACCAGGGGACUGUCUUGAUAUACAGAAACAUCCAUUCUUCCGGCACACCAAUUGGGAGGAUCUGUUAACGCGGAAAGUGGAGCCUCCAUAUAGACCAUGCCUGCAAUCCGAUGAAGAUGUCAGCCAGUUUGACACGCGGUUUACCCGGCAGACACCGGUGGACAGUCCGGACGAUUCGGCCCUCAGUGAGAGUGCUGACCAGGUGUUUGUGGGUUUCACCUACGUUGCUCCUUCAGUUUUGGAGAGCCUCAAGGAAGGUUUUUCUUUCGAGCCCAAGCUUCGCUCCCCUCGUCGACUCAACAGCAGCCCCCGCACCCCAGUCAGCCCGGUCAAGUUCACCCUGAGUGAACCUUUCAAAGUCAGCGCUGAACCCGUGGAGAAGAUGGACACCAGUGCCUCACAGCCUAUCCGGACACCCGGACGAUCGAAAAAGAAGGGUGGCAAGGGUGGCAAAUAAGUGGGAGGAGAAAUGGAUCACUUGAAUGUACUUCUAGGACUGUGCAGUGGAGGAGGGUGGACACCACUUAAACCUCUGUCCUCUCCCCAACACGUCUCCUCCCUCCUCCAGUGCCAAGUAGCAGACAUUUCUGCACAAAUAAAUGUAACAUGGAAGCCUUCCUUACCCAUCUGCUGUUGGGUUUAAAAAUGUCUUUUAUUUGCUGGGACUCACCAGUUGAAAAUCAGCUGCCAGAGUUUGGGAAGUGAGUGACCGUGGUGUCCACCCAGAUUUAGAAUGAACUGUCUGUCUGCAGAGGAGCCUUCUCAAUAGGGUUCACUCACUAUUAGGGCUUCACUGUUCAUCAAUCAGGGAAGUCUCGCAUUUGAAGCGGUUCACCAGAAGGAUUUAAAUUAUCUUCUUUUUUAAUUCUGCCCAUUGACCAGAGUCACCCUUACAACAACACUGAGGGCCUAAACCAGCCUGUCACUAAACCAGAUAUUCACUGAUUACAAGAACCCUCCUACUUUUAUAUGGCAUCCCAUCUACCAGAAGGACUUCAUUGCCACAAUUCACUGACCAGGUUGACUUCCAUGGCAGGUCUCACUGACCAGAAGGGUUUUACUGCUGCUCAUUAUCCAGAGGAACUUGUCCACUUGGUUUCAAAGAUCAAGAGAACAGAUUCCCCUGCUUUACUAGCCAGAGGGGCUCUCACCCAAGGAUUCAUGGAGCAGAAUGACCCAUUGACUAGAAGGAGUGACCCAGCUGUUCCAACACUGUAACCCAAUGACCAGAACAACUUUAAUCAUACCAUUUACACACCAAAGGAUCUCACAGUGUAGGACUUGCUGGCCAGAAGGGCUCACAUGUUAGGUACUCACUGACCAGAAGGAUGUUAAUAAUAUUUGCAUGAUGGAAGAACUUUUACAGAAGGACUGAUGAACCGGAUCACUGAUGUGGGAGACUCCCAUAAUCGGUGCCCACUGUUCAGAAGGACUAUAAUCCUACUUUCACUGACUGCAGAAACUCUCGCUGCAGAAGAACUAACCCAAAUGUUCCAUGGCCCGAGUUACUCCCACACUAUCACUCAAUGACCAGAAAAACUUUCAUAAUUCUCUCUGCUGAGCUGUCAUAGCAAGUUUUACUGACCAGAGGGACUUGCACACAGGAAUUAACUGACCAGGAGUUUUUCACUUUGCUCUUCACUGACUGCAAGAACCUUCGUUGAGGUUAGAAGGACGUUCUCAAACUUAAUGAUCAGAGAGAACUCCCACAUCAGUACUUAAUGACUAGAAGGGUCAACGCAAUACCACAACCUCUGCUGAGACUCUCCCACAGCCACUGACUACUAGAACUGUAAUGCCACCACUUACCAGAAGGACACUCUUGCCAGUACUCCUCUAACUCGGCAGCUCAAAGACUGGAGGAUCAAUGGCUGAGAGACCUUGUGAUUUCUUUAGCUUUAAGAGCCCAGUGAUGUAAAUGAGAAUGGCCUGGUGAUAUUCGGCUGCCCCGUGUCACUAAAUAUCUCUCUGCCUUUCUGUCCAAAGCCUACUGAGAAGUCACAGCAUGGUCGAAGUCCGUCUUCCGAGCAGGAAUCUGCCGAGUUGUGCCUUGUUCCUGCAUUGAGCUUUGCCGGCUCCUUUCCCCGUGUGCCUUAUGCAAAGCUCUUCCCUUUCGGAAGAAAUUUACAAUUUUGAUGAUGAACUUCAAGUGUGGUCCAGCAAAUGGGGCAGACAAGUCGGACUUGUGUUUAGACAGAAAGGCAGCCCUCGCUGUCCAUGGACUCUGCUGUGGUGCUCUGGCAGUCUCCUCCUCCGCUUCACCUGAGCUGCACACUUCUUAUGAUGAAGCUAAUUCUUAGCUGGUCUUGUCGCCCAAUAAAAUCAAUAUUUAUAACCUGAA